CAUUCAUACGUCCGAACAUCCAUACAUGUGAGGCAACAUCCAGAAUGACGUGCCACUAAAAGAAACCUAAGUCACUCUCAUCGUAUCUGCAGCUUCCAUGAAUUUCUUCAUCUUCGCGACAACACUUACACCUUAGGAUUGUACACGAAUACCGAACACAUAAAACAAGCAUCAAGUUAAGUACUAGAUCAAUGAUAUAACUUGGAACCAUCAUCGGCCCAUUCUUUUCCACCAAGCAACUCACAACACAUCCUCUCUCAAAGCCCAAUCUUCCCGGUGACCUCAAAUCACCUACAUUUAACUUGCCCAAGAUGUCACAAUCAGUACUUGAACAGCUCCUGGAGAUGGGCUUUGAGAAACAACGUGCUGAGCUGGCCGUGAAGAAGUCCGACGGGUUGCCCGAUGCCAUGGACUGGCUGGAAAGAACCCAGGACACUCCUAUAGAUGAGCUCCUCGAGGAAGAGAGCUCCGGUGCCAACGUUGCAAAAGUCGACGGGGGCGCAGUAGCAAUGUCACUCGUUUGCAAUGAGUGUGGCAAGAAAUUCCGUACUCCAAACGAGGCUGAAUUCCAUGCCAAUAAGUCAGGUCACACCGAUUUUGCUGAGUCUACCGAGGAGAUUGCCCCUCUCACUGAAGAGGAGAAAAAGAAAAGACUCGAAGAGCUCCGUGAGCGUGUCAAGGCGAAGAGAGCUGGCCAGAGUGAAGCGGAAAAGGAGGAACAGAAGCGGAACGAGAAAAUCCGCCAAAAGGCAACCAGGGAGUCUCACGAAUUGAAGGAGGAAAUCCAACGCAAGGAGCAAAUGAAGGAGGCAGCCAAGAAACGACAAGAGAAGCUUGACGAUAUCGAAGCUAAGAAGCGCAUCAAGGCCAAGAUCGAGGCCGACAAAGAGGAGCGUCGUCGCAAGGCGGAGGAAGCGAAAGCCGCGAGAGAGGGCCGAUCCAUUCCUGCCCCCGCUGCCGCCCCGGCACCUGCUCCGGCUACCGCCCGCCCCGCUGCUACCCAUAACGAAGCUCGCUUAAGACUGCAGACCUCCGGUGGCAACGUCAUGAAGACAUUCCCAGCGGACACUACCCUUUUCGAGGUUGCACAGUCACUAGAGUCUGAGAACGGGCUUACCGUUACCAAAUUUAUCCAGAACUUUCCCAGGAAGGUUUUCGAGGGAAAUCUCGACCUUGGUAAGACUUUGAAGGAAGCCGGAUUGGUCCCUAGCGCUGCUCUUAUCGUACAAUGAGCUAGCUACUCGAACUAGUUUCAUGGUUCUCGUGGAUGCAUGACAUGGCGUUUGGGAUUGGCUCAGGAGGGUGAAAAGGGGGAACUCGUAGAACGAAUAAAUACCUAGGUAGUUGGGAGGAAAGUACGCUUCACUAGGAAUAGCAUGGUGAAUCCUACGAAAUAUCAUGCUAGGAUCUCAUAGCUUAAGUCUAAGCUAUCGCCGCGUUUCGGCUUUUGCUGCAUAAUGAACACUUUGCGGCAUAAUGGACUCAUAAGUUUGUUUCGUCUUUAACGGCUUCAUUUGUAAAGCGCAUCGUCAUAUUAACCUAUGACUGAGUGAACUUUGCCCAUGGCAACCUGAUAUUGCCUCCUUCACGCCACACCAAUGGUGUAUGGAACCCCGGAACCAUGCAGUGAAAGUACAAAAGGGAAGGUGAAUAUUCGUUGUCGCGGAACGUAUUUAGUCGAAUAGA
Messenger RNA from Annulohypoxylon truncatum, 1686 nucleotides. RefSeq names its product ubiquitin-related domain-containing protein. Gene Ontology annotation, molecular function: protein binding. Lineage: Eukaryota; Fungi; Ascomycota; Sordariomycetes; Xylariales; Hypoxylaceae. The record is from RefSeq and is a predicted model, not a curated record. The coding region runs from base 312 to 1232 and encodes 306 amino acids. The transcript is spliced from 4 exons.